Messenger RNA from Terrapene triunguis (Three-toed box turtle), 3410 nucleotides. It is a transcript of the gene LRP3, whose product is annotated as LDL receptor related protein 3. Gene Ontology annotation, molecular function: protein binding. Gene Ontology annotation, cellular component: plasma membrane. The record is from RefSeq and is a predicted model, not a curated record. The transcript is spliced from 7 exons. The coding region runs from base 118 to 2616 and encodes 832 amino acids. NCBI's taxonomy places the organism in Eukaryota, Metazoa, Chordata, Testudines, Emydidae.
GCUGCCGCGCUGCCGGCGCCGCGGGCUCGGCGUAGAGGGGAGGCGGGCGCGGAGAGCCCGGCCGGAGCCGCAGCGAAUUCCCCCCCGGCGAAGGGCAGGCGGCGGCGGGGACCCGCCAUGGAGAAGGCGGCGGGCGCGGAGCUCCGGCAGGGCGCCCUGGUGCCGCUCACCGCCAUCUGCCUGGUGAAUCUCGUCUUAACUGGGAAAAUAGAAAGUGCUGUUACCUCAUUAGCUGCUUGCAGUGGAAAACUGGAACAGCACACAGAGAGACGUGGAGUCAUCUAUAGUCCUUCCUGGCCACUAAACUAUCCUCCAGCCAUAAACUGCAGCUGGUACAUCCAAGGAGAUCAUGGAGAUAUGAUAACAAUUAGUUUUAAGAACUUUGACUUGGAGGACUCUCAGAAAUGUGCAGUAGACUGGCUGAUGAUUGGCCCCUCUUCCAAGAGGGAGGAGUACAGAGUGUGUGGAUCCUCCAUACCACCCUCCUUUAUCUCUGCACGGGAUCACGUCUGGAUAUUUUUCCACUCAGACGCAUUGAGUUCGGGACAGGCUCAGGGAUUUCGCCUUUCCUACAUCCGAGGAAAAAUAGGCCAGGCUAUUUGCCAGUCUGAUGAAUUUCAUUGUGUAAACGGCAAGUGCAUUCCCAACACUUGGAAGUGUAAUUCCAUGGAUGAGUGUGGGGAUAACUCGGAUGAGAGAAACUGCACCAUCCCUCCAACAGAGCCUCAGUCCAGCAUCUGUCCCUCAGGAACAUUCCAAUGUAGCAUAGCCCAUUCCACCAAGUGCUUGAUAAACGAGUUAAGAUGUAAUUCAGUUAAAGACUGUAGUGAUGGUUCAGAUGAAGAUAACUGCCCUGAUCUUUCAUGUGGCAAAAGACUGGGUAAUUUUUAUGGGUCUUUCGCUUCCCCAGACUUAUUCCGUGCAGAUCACAGCCGGGCAGACCUUCGCUGCACUUGGUAUGUGGACACACAAGAUAAUCGGCAUGUCCUCUUGCAGCUUGAUUUACAGUUAGGGUACAAUGACUAUGUAAAGGUGUAUGAUGGAAUUGGAGAGAGAGGUGAUAAAUUAAUGCAAACUCUUUCAUAUCACAACAACAGGCACUCGGUGAGCGUGGAGUCCUCAAAGGGUCAGCUCACCAUUUCAUAUCAUGCCAGAUCAAAGAGUACCGGCCAUGGAUUCAAUGCAACUUAUCAGGUGAAAGGUUACUGCCUUCCGUGGGAACACCCUUGUGGAAGUGAUGAGGAGUGUUUCACAGAUAAGCAGCAUUGUGAUGGUUGGUGGCACUGUCCAAAUGGCAAAGAUGAAGAGAACUGUCCAGCUUGCCAGAAAAAUGAAUACCCAUGCGAAGGAAACAGUGGACUGUGUUAUUCAAUACUUGACCGAUGUAAUAACCAAAAGAACUGCCCAGAUGGCUCAGAUGAAAAGAACUGCUUUACAUGCCAGCCAGGAAACUUUCACUGUGGCACAAAUCUGUGUAUCUUUGAGACUUGGCGCUGUGACGGCCAAGAAGACUGCCAGGAUGGAAGUGAUGAACAUAAUUGCCUGGUUAUAGUGCCCAGAAAAGUCAUCACAGCUGCUCUGAUUGGGAGUCUUGUCUGUGGCUUGCUGUUGGUGAUAGCACUGGGUUGUGCAUUUAAACUCUACUCACUAAGGACCAGGGAAUACAGAUCAUUUGAAACCCAGAUGACUCGUCUUGAGGCAGAGUUUGUACGACGUGAGGCUCCACCUUCCUACGGGCAGCUCAUUGCACAAGGACUUAUCCCGCCAGUUGAAGAUUUCCCUGUUUACAAUGCAUCGCAAGCAUCUGUGCUGCAGAACAUCCGAACAGCAAUGAGGAGACAGAUGAGACGCCACUCAUCGAGACGGAAUUCAUCUCGGAGGCGCUUGGGCAGACUCUGGAACAGACUGUUCCACAGGCCACGGGUGAGAGGGCAGAUCCCUCUCUUAACACCUGCGCACACUUCCCAAACAACGCUGGGUGAUGGAAUUAUCAAUCACACCGAAGGGAAUAUCCAGAAUCCCUCCCCUUCCCCUGAAGGACCUAAUUCAGAGGCAGAGACCUAUGGUCAGGUUAGAGGGCUACAAGAAGCUGGAAGUAGCAUUUUGCAGCCAGAGACUGAAGCCACAGAGCCAUCACCUUCUAGUGUUUUAUCUAAUACUUGCACGGCUGCACAGGCAGAGCCUGAGACUGGACACAGUGACAAAUCUUCAGGUGCUGAGGAGACCUCCAGCACUGAGCUUAAACAAACCAAGAGGGUGGAUUCAGGAAAAGCUUUCAGAGACCCUUUGUCUGAAAGUGUUACAGAAACACUCCGUGGAGGAUCAGUAUCCAGAAGAACUGUUGCAGAGAACAGUAAUUUAAACAGGAGUCAUCUGCUGAGUGAAGAGCCAUGUAGAUUACCCUUAAAAAAGUGGGAGUCCAAUUACUCAGACAGCCCUAUGAAUGUUUGUAUUCAGGUGGAUGGACAGCAGCGAUGUUGCCCUCAUUCCUAUCGGGAAGAACCUUUGGGUAUUCACGCGACUUGUUGCCAUUCUGUGGAAGUGCCAAUGCUAGAGUCCUCUACUCCCCUCUCAGAAAUCAAUACCAGUGAUGAUGAAUCAUUACUAGUUUGCUAAUGACAUUUUGUUUUGGCCCCGUAGAUUUUGUAACUUUAAAAUGUACAUUGCAGAGCACACUGAUUAUAACUGACACAUCCAUGCUCUCAGCGUAGUCUGUUAGAACCAAUGUGCAUUUAUCCCAGAGGGAGUAGAAUACCUAUGACAAGACUAUGGGACAAAUUUUGUCUUUGUUGAUAUGCUUGAAACUCCAGUGGGGUAAAACUGGGCCAAUGUAUGUGUUCAGGGGCCAAGAGUGAGUGAGAAUCUAUUGUCACAAUUUGGGAGUUUUUCCAUCCUCCUUUGUUUCUUCUGUGCAUUUAUUCACUUUCACUUUGCAAUCAGGGAAUUUGAGUUUGUUUAGUUUAAAGUCACUUACUAUUGACAUUAAUGUGCUAGAGAGAAAUCAGUUGCAGUCUGUGUAGGCGUCAGUCACAGGGAAUUACAACUGUCAGUGUUCAGCUAGAAAUAUCAAAUUAUUGUCUUUUUAGAUUAUUGGUUUUAAUUAAAAAACGUUUACAGAGCCCUAAAAUACAUUUAGCAGAAAGUCAAAUCCCUAUGUCUCCUCUUUCUCUUUUCUGAAAAUUACCACUUUUUCUCCAUUCCCUUCAGAAGUGUAUUGUUGGCCAUAGAUAUCCAAAAGCAUCUAUUGCAACCAAAGUUUCUGUAUUCUGCAUACAGAGAAGAAUCAGGUUUUUUAUCUGCUAGAACUUUGUAAUAACAAAUUAGCCAUGUUAACAAUAACUGGAGUGCAUUAAGCCCCAUUUGCAGCAAUCCAUUUGUAUUAUCAGAUAUUUUAUCAUAUUCACAAUGGC